Rotaria sp. Silwood2 is the source of this 1339-nucleotide messenger RNA. The record is from the annotation of a GenBank genome assembly. Lineage: Eukaryota; Metazoa; Rotifera; Eurotatoria; Philodinida; Philodinidae.
GCCCUAAAACUUUCUAAUGUAACCUGUAACCUGCCCUGCCCUGCCCUGCUAAUUUUAAAAUAGAGGAAUAUCCAAAAUUUCCUAUCAGUAUUUAUAGUACAUUUAAUUGUGUGUACUUCAAGUUUGAAUUGGAUAAAAAUAACGCUUAAUUUCUUCAAGAUUACGAAUAGAAAAAUAUCGAAUAAACAAAACUAGCUGCAAUCUAUCAUAGCCGAUCAUUUCUUAUAUUAUGAGUGCUUUAGUCUCGGUAAAUUCAUCUUUCUUCAUGCCUAAUUUUUUUAAAAGAUACCGGAAAUGUCGGUUGUUCAAAAUUAAUCUCAGGUUAACAGGUUACGAUAUGGACAACCUAUAACCUGCCCAGUAAAAAUUUCAUAACCUGGCCCUGCCCUGCCCUGCUAUUUUCGCAGCCUGCCCUGUCCUGUCGUGUCAGGGCAGGGCAGGGCAGGGCAGGUUACUUGCAUCCUGCAGAGCUCUAUCCCCCACACCGACACUCGCAUCUCUCGCGCGAGAUGCGGCAUCUCCCGCAGGAGAUGUGGUGGCAUCUCCAAAAUCUUGGAUAUGUGACACUGCUGACAAUUUGUUUCGUUUGAAAAAUGUUUGGCAAUCAAGAAUGUCUAUUUAAUAUUUAUUACAUUGAAAAUUUAAUUCGGUCUUGAACUUAUAAGCAUCAUAUAAAAAAUACUGAUGUAUAGUUUCUAUCAUCAUCUUUCAUGAAUAGAUCAUCAAAAUAAAAUAAGUUAAGAUAUCUUAUAAAAUGUCACCUGUCUUUUUGAAAUAAAAAAAAUAAUUUACUUUUUUUUUUCUAGGUGGAGGUCUAUUUGGAUUUAUUACAAAACCAAAAACAUCAUCACAAAGAGCUUUAAUGAUUCUUAUUGGUUUUAUUUUACAAAUAAUUUAUUAUUAUUCUGUAUUUGUUAAUUUUCCAUCAGAUGCAACAUCUCGUGAAACAAUUGCAAAACCAUAUUUUGAUUUUAGUUCUAAAACAAGUCAAAUUAUUGCAUUUAUAAGUUCAUUUAUUGUUGGUCUUGGUGAUAGUAGUUUAAAUACUCAAUUAAUGAAUGUAUUAGUUACACGAUAUAAACAAUGUACGGCUUCAGCUUUUGCAAUAUUUAAACUUGUUCAGUCUUUAAUGGCUGCUGUUGCAUUUUUUUAUGCUGGCUCAAUUUCAAUUGAAUGGCAAUUAUUGGUAGUUGUUAUAUUUUUAUUUUUUGGUACAUUGGCUUUCUUUUCAGUUUUAUUUGAUGAAACAGGAGGUGAAUUCAUAGCAACAUCAGUAACUGUUACUCUACAAGAUAAUGAAAAUGAUAGUUAUCAAAAUUAUUCAUCAUCCAUUGCAUAA